This is a messenger RNA of Prosopis cineraria, 1729 nucleotides long. RefSeq names its product cytochrome P450 71AU50-like. Gene Ontology annotation, molecular function: oxidoreductase activity, acting on paired donors, with incorporation or reduction of molecular oxygen; heme binding; iron ion binding. Bases 841 to 1551 code for a protein of 236 amino acids. NCBI's taxonomy places the organism in Eukaryota, Viridiplantae, Streptophyta, Magnoliopsida, Fabales, Fabaceae. The record is from RefSeq and is a predicted model, not a curated record. The transcript is spliced from 2 exons.
UUGGGUCCAAUGUCUUUCUCAAACGCAGCAAUUCCUAUUGCUUUCCUUUUCACUUUUCUCUACAUUCUAUAUGGAGUCUUCUUCCGUCCAAACCAAAAGAAACUUGGCCACAAACCGCCGGGUCCUUGCCCGUUGCCACUCAUCGGAAACCUCCACCUUCUGGGUGACCUCCCUCAUCGCAACCUUCAAUUCCUGGCCAGAACGUAUGGCCCCAUCAUGUCCCUGAAAUUGGGACAAGUCCCAGCCAUCGUGAUCUCUUCAUCUCAAGCUGCUGAACUCAUCUUCAAGACAAACGACAUCGUUUUCGCCACUCGUCCUAAAACCCAAGCCUAUGAUUUCCUCUCUUAUGGCUUCAAAGGCACUGCGUUUGCCGAGUAUGGCCCAUACUGGCGUCAUGUAAAGAAGUUGUGCACUGUACAGCUUCUAAGUGUGCCAAAAGUGGAGAUGUUUGCCCCUUUGAGGAGGGAAGAGCUGGUUUUAGUGGUGAAGUCUCUAGAGGGAGCCUCAGCGUCAAGAGAGAUUGUGGACCUUAGCGAAGUUUUGCAUAACCUUACGGAGGAUAUAGUGUUUAAGAUGACAUUUGGUGCUGAUACUAAUAAGGACAAUGCCCUCAGUUACAAGGAGCUCGUUCAAGAGGGAAUGAGCCUUGCCUGAGCUUUUAAUCUAGCAGAUUAUUUGCCUUGGCUACAACCUUUUGAUCUUCAGGGGUUAAAAAGGCGCUUAAAGAAAUGUAGGGAAGCCACUGAUGAAUUGCUGGAGAAGAUAAUAAAGGAACGAGAGCAAGCCCAAAAUGUAGACAAAGAGAACUGCAAGAGCUUCAUAGACAUAUUGCUCUCUCUGAUGAACCAGCCCAUGGGUUUGCAUGAUGAUGAACAAGAAGUUGUUGUUGAUCGAACCACGGUGAAGGCUAUAAUAAUAGACAUGUUUGCUGCAGCACUGGAAGCCACGGCUGUUGUGGCUGAGUGGGCUUUAGCAGAACUCAUGAAGAAUCCGAGGGUGAUGAAGAAGCUCCAAGAUGAGAUUCAAAAUGUUGUGGGGAUGGAGAGGAUGGUUGAGGAGGCAGAUUUAUUGAAGCUAAGUUACUUGGAUUUGACAGUGAAGGAGACCUUAAGACUUCAUCCUGCUGGAUCUCUGAUUCCUCGAGAGGCCAGGGAAGACAUCAUAAUUGAUGGUUAUUACAUAGAAAAAAAGACAAUGGUGCUGGUCAAUACAUGGGGCCUAGGUCGAGAUCCUAAACUGUGGUCCGACAAUGCAAAUACAUUUUAUCCGGAGAGAUUCGUAAAUAGCGAUGUGGAUGUGAGAGGACAUCACUUCCAACUCAUACCAUUUGGUUCAGGUCGGAGACGAUGUCCUGGAAUGAGAAUGGGUCUGAGCAUAAUCAGAUUUGUGGUGGCUCAGUUGGUUCAUUGCUUUGAUUGGGAGCUUCCUUAUGGCAUUAGCCCAGAAGAGUUGGAUAUGAAUGAGAAAUUUGGGCUCACAAUACCUAAAGCUAAGCACUUGCUAGCAAUGCCAACUUGUCGCUUAAAUGCCCAGUCAAGUUCACAUAGAUGAUGAUGAACAAUGUUACUGUAACUUCUUUGAUCCUCUCAAUCAUGAUACUUUUUAUAUAUACACGUAGAUGCACACAAGCACAAAAGUGGUAGAUCAUGAUCACCGCUUCAUUAUUUUUCUCUUUAUGUAUUUUCUCCUACACAUUGGGCAUGUAAUGACUUACAAGACUAGAUUUCAA